CACGACCUGUAUUCACAUGCUGACACGUCUAAUAUAUAAUAUACAUUUUUGCUGUAUUUCUCCUUGGCUACUGUAUAAGACGAUUGUCAUAAUUAGGAAUAGAAAUAGUCAUGCAAACGCAUUACAGAAACUCUUGAGAAUAGCUCUAAUAAAUUGAGGAAAUGUAGGAAAAAAUGUUUGUUAUCGUAUCCUCGAGAGACAUUCCACAUACGUGUUGGGUAAAACAAAAAUGAUAAUUUUACAAUGACAUACACAAAUCUCUAGGACAAGAUGACGGAGUUUCCUGCAGAAUUUGAUGCUUCCUAUUACCCGAUAUCUCUGGUAUCGUGUGUGAUUGUUGUUGCUUUUUUCAAGUAUGUAAGUCCGCCACUUUCUCGGAAGAUAUUUCCAGGACUGGACAACCUCCCAGAGAAUAAACAGAUAUACUGGCAUACAUGCAUAUGUUCCACUGUACAUGCCAUAAUUGUGAGCGCUCUGUGCAUUUAUACUCUGAUUUUUGAAGCUCAGCUCAAGGAAGACCCUAUAUGGGGACAGAGCAACUUAGUGAAAACCAGUUGUGCGAUUUUGGUAGGCUAUUUAGCAGCAGAUUCUCUAUUUAUUUUGAGAUACUACAAACAAAUUGGUGAUUGGUUUUACGUAUUGCAUCAUUUUGCAUCUGCAUUUGCUUAUUAUUAUGUAAUGUCGUAUGGUGUUUACAUAUACUUUGCUAAUUUCCGACUAAUGGCAGAGUUUUCAACACCCUGGGUAAAUAACAGGUGGUUUCUUUCGGAGAUGGGAAAGAAAUCUAGCAAAGUCUACUUCUACAAUGGUUGUAUACUGACAGCUGUGUUUGCUUUCUGUAGAAUUUUUACGUUACCACAAUGCUGGUAUAUGAUUUACUCUGUGUAUGGAACUGAACCAUUCAAUCGCACACAAGGUUGCAGAUACGUUCUCAUUGUAUCUUGUCUUUUGUUAGACGCCUUAAACAUCAAAUGGUUUUAUAGACUGAUUAAAGGCGUGCAUAAACAGUUGACGCAGAAAGACGCAAAUGAGAAUGUGAUGGUGAAGAAAGAAGAAUAGUGUGUGAUAUGACCAAAUGACUUGACACAAUGUUUUACAAGGUAGCUGUAAUUUAGUCACGUUAAGGAAGCACAAUGUUUUAGAAUACUGUAUCUUUAAUCCAGGUGUAGCAUGUUUUAUGUAUCAAAAAUAAUUUGAUCUUUCUUAGAUUUACUUUUUGUGUUUUUUAUGAAUAAUGGUGUGUUUUUGUCUAAAUAGUUUAAUGAUUAAUAUUUGAUUCACAUAUUUUAAAGGGGCUUCAUAUAUAUCUUUAUAAAUACUUUAUGGAAAUACUGCCACAAUACGUCAUUUUAAAGAACUCAAUGGGUGGUAAAUGGAAAGGUCAAAAUUUGGCAAUAACUAGGUAUCUCACAUGAAAAAAAAUGUUUGAUCAUAAAAUGGGCAUGUUUUAUGUUUUCAAAAAUUUUAAAAAAAGAUUCAUUCUUAAAACUCCUUUGCCGAAUUAAUGAUUAUUUUUAUCACAUUUACAGGAUUUUGUAUUAAGCAACUUAACUAGUCACCUUUGACCUGUAUACCUCAUUUGACUUGACCAGAUCCUGUGGGGUUUCUUUGCAGAAAACUUUGAUCUGUGUUUAUAGUAUGAAUGAGCUAUUUGUAUAGUAAAAUGACUUUAUGUGGCUAUGAAUUAAGAUCAAAGGAUUGAUUUUUGUAUAAAGCAAUUUCAGAACAUCUUGCCGUAUAUUUUCAUGUCCUGUUAUUUGUGAGGUCAUGAUAGUUUUUCAGGUAAACCACACAUUCUUACACCUUUAUAUUACCGGGUAUUGUCAUUAUCAUAUCAUGCUGGACACGACUGAUUCUGUCUUUACGACCAGUGUAGAUCAUGAUCAGCCUGCGCGUCCAUGCAGUCUGAUCAUGAUCUGCACUGUUAGCCAUUCAGUCACUAUUGUUUUGGUAAGCACCCCAUUAAAAUGCUCUGUUAGUGGUACUGUCCAGGUUGAAAAAUAGACAAGUCCAUUAUAGAAAUUCAGCAGAGUAAGAGUUAAGGAAGAUAACAGUUCUAUGCUUGUGCAUUUUGUGAUCAUAUUACUGUGGUGUAGUAUAUCCCUGUUACAUUUUCAACUUGAUAAGAAUAUGUUGUUUAAACAUCGUAAGGAUCUUGCAUGCCUGCUUGUGUAGGACAUUUUUGGGGGAAAUGCCGUUUUCAAGGGCAGAUAACUCUUUUCAGUACUGGUGACCUAUGAUUUUUAUUGCAUAUUUUUGUUUCUUAGAUGAUUGUCCUUCAACAUCCAAAGUUUGAAGAAAUUCUGUUGUUGGGAAAAAUUUCGCCCCAAAUUCUAGCAUACGUCCUUAACAUCAUUUUUCUUGACUCCCGUUGCACAAUAUUCAAAGAUGUUGUAAAUUAUAAAACUGCACAUGUAGUUUAUUAAGUCACAAUUAUGAUGUCACUAUGUGCACAUGUAGCUUGUCUUUUCCUUAGGGUAUAGGUGUAUCCUGGUCUUUCCUCACUUGGUAAAUUAAAGAAAGAACAAUCCUAAAUGCUAUUUAAACAAAGUGAAGUCAUACAGGGCUAGCUUACUGUGAAAAGUGUCGGUUCAAGGUUGCAGAUUAGAUGGAUUGUACAAAUAAGAUGAACUGAAGUGUAAAACCUUGGUCAUUCAAGAUAAUUAUUAAGUUUGUUCUUUAAGUUUGAAAUUUUGAGCUCAACAAGUCCAAAUGGGAGAAUAGUCAUUUAAUUUUGUGAGCAUAGAAUUUCAUAGUAUGGACAAAAAUGAUUAUUUCUUGGGUAAAUGUCAAAUUACCAAGCUAACAUAAAUUUAAAUUUCAUUUAUUUUGUUAGGAUUUUGUGAACUUUUAAAGCCAUGGAAUCCACAAAAAUUUGACCCCAACAAAUUAUAGUAUUGAUUUCACAGAAAAUUAUAUUUAGGCAGUUUCAGGAUAAAACCUGAAUUAGUGACAAAAAAAAAUCAAAAUUAAGAUUGCAAAAUAUUAAUGAAUAUUUCCUUACCUUUCAAAUAAGCUACCUUCACUAUUUGAAGAGUUACAAUGGUUUUAAAUUAUUCAUUGAAAAAAUUUAAAUACAUCAGGAAUGUUGUGAAAGCAGUUUGACAUCGUCGUGCAUGGUGUGUUAAUUUCAUGUCAUUUAUGCAACCAUUUUUAUGUAUCACUAACUUGUCAUCAUACAUUUGAAUAUUUACAGACUGCUGGAAAACAUUUUAGUUUGAAAAUAACUUAAGCCUAUAGUUUUGGUUCCAUUACCAGCCUUCUCGUCAUGGUUCAUGAACUUCUGUUGUCAUGACAACAAAAAGAACAUGUUAUUUUGUUAAUUACAAUACCGUAUAACUCCGUAUUAACGCCCCCACCCUCUAAUUAACGCGCCCCCCCCCACGUUUUUUGGGGAAAAUAAAAGAAUCUUACCUUCAAAAAUUGGUCCUAGAUCCAACACAAUAAUAUCCAGAUAAUAACAAUUUCAUAACAGUACAAAUGAAUUUAAAAAGAAACCACACUUUAUUAACACAAACUUUUAAACACAUCAACAGGCAUGGCACAAAUAAAGCUACUGUGUGUAAGUACUGAAUAUGCCACGCUAUAAACGCUACAGUAUUGAUCGAAUUUAACUCGGAUGAUGUCACUCAGCGCGCGACUUUACACAGAUUCCCAGUACGAUUACGUAUCGGGUUAUGUCAGUGCAUGAACUUGGAUGAAUAGGGGGGCGUUUAUACGAGUUACUGACAUUGUUUGGAUCAAAUUUUUCGUAAAAUGCAUCGCCCCCGGGGGCGUUUAAACGGGGUUAUACGGUAUACUGGUUUCUAGUUUCUGCAUGGACACAUUUAAACAAUGAUUUCCCAGUAUUUUAAACUAUUUAUCAUGCAAAAAGUGUUAUCUUGUCACUAAAACAAGUUUUCUCAUGAAAUGGUCCAUAUGUUAGUUAAAUCAUUGUUAACUCUGAAAAGAAUUGUUUUUGCCAUAUAGAUUUUAAGCGUGGUUGUGAAUAGUAAAGUUGAAUGUUUUUUAACUCUGUCUCUUGUAAAAAUUGAAAUAUUUUAUUUCUCCAUAUGAUAUGAGAGAGGGAAAAAUGAAAUCAAACCAUUGUAUCUUGUGGAAUGUUACAUGCUUAACCCUUAUCAUGCAGGACAGGAAUGAUUCUGCCUUUGCGACCAGUGUAGAUCAUGAUCAGCCCGCUCAUCCUUGCAGUCUGAUCAUGAUCUGCCCUGUUCGCCAUUCAGUCAGUAUGUUUUUGGUAUGCAACCUUUCUAACAGUUAAUGGUACUGUCCAAAUUGAAAGAUGGACAAGUUCAUUACAGAAAUUUAGCAGGAUAAUGGUUAAAGGUUUUAUAAAAUGAUUGUUUGUGUAUGUAUAUAUUGUAUAUUAUUCAAAUAUUUGUUACCAGAUUGGCAGAAAGUGGAAAACUAUACAUUUAUAUAUCCAGUACACUAAGUCUUUCAAAAUAAGUAUUGUCCUUUUAAAAGUUUUUGUUUGAAUCCAUAUCAGUAAUAACUGUUUUUGUGUUUUAUUUAUUAGACAGAUUUGUCCAUUUACUGUGAAUUUACAGGGAGAAUGUAUCAUGAAAGAAUCAAUGUUAAAGUGACAUUUGGUCUAUGGUGGAGAAAAAAUAUGAAUCCAGAAGACUUUAUCUUUUAAUGGAACAAUUUGCUGUGUCAAAUCUGACAAAAAAAGUUUUAAUUUUUUAUAUCAUGCUUUUAGGAAGUCUUGAAGGUUAAAAAACAAAUCUAACAUUGGAACGCAAUAACAAAGUUUAAAAUAAUAUUAAAAUUUACUUUCUGUUCAUUCCAUCAUUUCGUCAUUAUUUCACUGUGGCAGUAAAAUAAGAAAAUUAGAAUUUGAGAAGGUCAUCAUUUUGAAUAUUUUGUAUAUAAAAUUAAUUUUUAGCCGAUUUUUAAUGAUAAUUUUAUCCGUUCAGUUUUAAUCUGUGAUUUUCUUGGCAUUUCUCUGCAAUGAAAAAUGGAGCUUAUUACCCUUUUUUGGAAAGUCUGAAAUCCCUCCAGAGCUUUCUGAAUGGUUCAUCUGUAUGCCGCUACAAUAUUUUAGAAUAUUAUAUACUGUUUGAAAAAAGAUAAGCUGAGUUGAUAUAUUACAUUUUAUUAUUAUCAUAUCAAUUUUAAAAGUCUGGUGUAAAGCAGCCAGCAUUUCUCACAUUCCAUCUAAACAGUGGAAUUCUUUUACGUUGGUGUUGUAUGAUUUUCACUGUUACAAUUGUGCGAGAGAUCAGGAAGUAGUGGCGUUGUGCAAUACAGAUUUUAUUUAUCGUCUAUACCAUUCACUGUGUAUCCGUUAUGUCCAUAGAUGUACCAUAGUUUGUUGAUUAUGGCUUAUUUCCAAGCUUUUAUUCAGUAAUUGACUUGAAUUGUACCACACAUAACUUGAUCCAAGACAGUAUAAUACUAUGAAGCCAUACUUAUUCAACCAUAUUUAAGGGGACCUCUGUGGCAGAGUGGUUAAGUUCACUGACUUCAAACUAUUUGCUCUUCAUCGAUGUGGGUUGGAGCCUCACUUGGGGCUUUGAAUUCUUCAUGCGAGGAAGCCAUCCAGCUAGCUUACGGAAGGUUCUACCCAGGUGCCCGCCCGUGAUGAAAUAAUUUACGGAGCGGCACCUGGGGUCUUCCUCCGCUAUCAAAGCUGGAAAGUCGCCAUAUGACCUAUAAUUGUGUCAGUGCGACGUUAAACUCUACAAAAUAAAAUAAAAUCAACCAUAUUUACAUACUUCCAUUUUAUAGGUAUUACAAUGUAGAAAUCAUGAUUUGUAGCACUGUAUAUUAUAUUCCAGUUAGUAUUACUAUGAACUUUAUAAGUGGGUUAAACUAUUAAGUGGCAUUACCAAUUGUUUUAUCAGAAAUAAUAUACAUAGUAAAUUUAUUGCAGGUUUUUGUUAUACAGUUAUGAAAUGACAAUGGCAUUCCUUUAUUGAUAGUUAUUGGCAUGGCUAAACCUGUAUCGGCAUCAGGGCAAUGCACACUUUCGGUUGUUGUACACAUUUACUUUUAUUGGCAGGAGUAACUGGAUUCUGUUCUGUAAAAUUUUCUUUCUAUUUGAAGUAAGGUAUAGAAUAAACUCUUUUACUGGUAUCAUAUUUCAUAGUUUUAGAACCCAUGGUUCUGACAUAGGCAGUAAAAGAACAAACAAAAGUAAAAGAGAAAUGCUAGUAGGCCCAGGGUUGUUCCUCUGUAAUAUUUUUGCAAAGUCAUAAAAGGGCAUGAAAGAAAAAACAAAUGAUAAAAUAUGAAGCAUAAUAUCUUAGUGCAUGUCAGAAACCACAUCAAACAGAAACUUUACAUCACUCUUUUAUCUCGAGAUACUGUAAGUGUACUUAUAUUAGCGCAGCUAAAUUUUAGCGCAAACGCCUUAAACUGAGUAGUUUCGGCUUAUUAGCGCGUACUUGUAUUAGCGCAGUAUCAGCAGCGCUAAAAUAGCCAACCUGAAAAACCAAUUUCCGAUGAAGUACGGAAUGGCCCCAACGUGACCAUUGUGUCAAUCAGUUUUGCCUGGGACUAUAUAUACACGUUUUUUCCUUAAAAAUAUAUAAAUAAUGUUUGCAUUUGUAUGGAAAUCUUGUAUUAAUAAUGUUAUCAAAUCGGCCAGGCACGCAAAUAAAUCUACAUUCGUUUAGAUCAGUGUUAAUCUGUGUACUGAAAAUUUAUACAUGUAUACAGUGCAGAAUGUUGAUAAUUCUUUGUUUUCAAAUUCACACUUUGUUUUCAAAUUCACACUUUGUUUUCAAAGCAGUAAAAUGUUAUGGUGACACUCGGAAUUAGAGCGACUAGACAAACUGGCGAUCUACUCCGAAGGUGUUAUAUACGAUGUUUACAAACAAUGGCGAAGAUAAAAAAAUGCAAGUUUGACAACUUAUUUCACAAAUUACAUGACUUUUGCCUAAUGUUCAAACAUAUUUUAUUAUUCUGUUCAAAACUUUCUUCAGAAUAUUAAUUAGGACUGCAGUUAUUGUCAUAUUUACACUAUUAAUAUGUAUUUCUCUGUGUUCUGUUGCAUUGUAAUAACGAUAUUUUCAAUGCGAUAAAUGUUACCGGGUACUUUUUUAUUAAGAAAGUCUUUCAUUUCAGUGUAAUAUUAGCACUAGACAUGAAUUAGCGCAUGUCCGAUCCUGCUAAUAGCGCAAAAAUUAGUACUCCGCUAAUAUUAAUACACUUACAGUAUUCACCUUUUUUACCUCACAGUGAGGAGUUGAAGUACCCAUAGCGUAUAUCUUCCCGGAUGAUUAUCAAAGCCUGUGUGAAAAACUAAUGUCCCUAGCCGUUUGUCUUAGAUCUUUAUCAGCUUGCUUUAACGCUGAUUGAACAGUUGUUGCAGUAAAUGAUGCAGGUGUUAUGUGUGUUUCGCCUUCAUUUGGUACACAGCUGUCAGAAAUUCUCUUGGGUCAUGUGUAAACAGUUCUGACCUCUUCCAGUGAAUGUAAAAUUUUUAGUUUUUGACAGGUAUUCCUUGUGUUCAGCAAGUAAUGUCACAUUCAGGUGCUCUGCCUUUUGCUUAAUCAUGGUCAUUUUACCAUACAGUUUUUAUAGAGUUCAUUGUGAAAUUGUGAUCAGAUACCUCCUUUUUAUGUUAGAUCAAUUUUUAACUUAAAGUUCUGUCAGCAUGAGUGCUCCUUUAUUCUAAUAAAAUUAUAUAAUUUUGGAAUGUAAAUUAAGAAUUCUACAGUCGUUUAAUUUCACAUUUUGAACUAAAAACACAAAAUACAUGUUGCGCUGCUCUUGCCAAAAGCUGCUUAAAUAAUAAUUUAUGCAUUUGUUACUGAAGAUCUUCAUGAAAGUAAUAUAGAAUUGCUGGAAAAUAAAUGUUCCAGCAUCAUGGCAAAUUUUAUUAAAUUAAAAGGUCAACAAUUAAGUCUCUGACAAGUGUUUAUGCUAUUUUGGGACAACCCUCAUACUUACAUAAUCAACAGGAAGAGUAUAACCCUUAUCAUGCUGGACACAUGCAAUCAUCAGCUUGCACACCCUUGCAGUCUGAUCAAGAUCUGCCCUGUUCACUAGUCAGUAUAUAUUUGGUAGGCACCCCUUUUUGCAGUUAAUGGUACUGUCGAAAUUGAAAGAGGGACAAGUUCAUUAUAGAAAUUUAGCAGGGUAAGGGAUAAUUGAUACAGAAACCACUGCUUUGCAUGCUGCUAGCUGUCACCUGACUGGUUCCUGAUAUAGAAUACACAAUGUUACCUCUGACAUUACUGUUUUGUAGUUUGUUUACUAUUUAUGAUGUUACUUGUUUUUGGAAAGCUACCAGUUAUUUUGAUACUGCAGUGGAGUUGUCAUACAGAAGUUUGCAAUGAUAAUUUUACUGCAGUUUAGUUUAAAAAACUUACUCUUUGCAUUUAUUAAACCUUGCUUUCAGAAACAUUCUCAAGUAGAAUACUUGCUCAACUUAGACUUUAAAGUUACAGUUUUUAGCUCACCUGUCACAUAGUGACAGGGUGAGCUUUUGUGAUCGUCCGUCGUCCGUCCGUUCACAAUUUCUUGUGAACAUGAUAGAGACCACAUUUUGCAAUCAACUUUAUUCAAACUUACACACAACUUGUAUUUGCAUAAUAUCUCAAUUCCUUUCGAAAACUGGCCAGAUUCCAUCUUGGGUUUCAGAGUUAUGGCUCCUUAAAGGGCCAAAAUUUGAUAUUUUUGUCUUGUGAACAUGAUAGAGACCACAUUUUGCAAGCAACUGUAAUUAAACUUGCACACAACUAAUAUUGGCAUAAUAUCUUUCGAAAACUGGCCAGAUCCCAUCAUGGGUUCCAUAGUUACGGCCCCUUAAAGGGCCAAAAUUUGCUUUUUAGCUCACAUGUCACAAAGUGACCAGGUGAGCUUUUGUGAUCGCGCAGCGUCCGUCGUCCGUCCGUCAGUAAGUCCGUGCUUCGGUAAACUUUUGCUUGUGACCACUCUAGAGAUUACAUUUUUGGUCGGAUCUUUACGAAAGUUGGUCAGAAUGUUCAUCUUGAUGAUAUCUAGGUCAAGUUCAAAACUGGGUCACGUGAGAUCCAAAACUAGGUCAGUAGGUCUAAAAAUAGAAAAACCUUGUGACCUGUCUAGAGGCCAUACUUUUCAAUGGAUCUUCAUGAAAGUAAGUCAGAAUGUUCACCUUGAUGAUAUCUAGGUCAAGUUUGAAACUGGGUCACAUGCCAUAAAAACUAGGUCAGUAGGUCAAAUAUAAAAAAAACCUUGUGACCUCUCUAGAGGCCAUAUUUUUCAGGAAACUGUAUGAAAGUUGGUCUGAAUGUUCAUCUUGAUAAUAUCUAGGUCAAGUUUGAAACUGGGUCAACUGCGGUCAAAAACUAGGUCACUAUGUCAAAAAUAGAAAAACCUUAUGACCUCUCUAGAGGUCAUACUUUUGAAUGGAUCUUCAUGAAAAUUGGUCAGAAUGUUCACCUUGAUGAUAUCUAGGUCAAGUUAAAAACUGGGUCAUGUGCCUUCAAAAAUUAGGUCAGUAGGUCAAAUAAUAAAAAAACCUUGUGACCUCUCUAGAGGCCAUAAUUUUCAUGGGAUCUGUAUGAAAGUUGGUCUGAAUGUUCAUCUUGAUGAUAUCUAGGUCAGGUUCGAAACUGGGUCAACUGUGGUCAAAAACUAGAUCAGUAGGUCUAAAAAUAGAAAAACCUUUUGACCUCUCUAGAGGCCAUAUUUUUCAACAGAUCUUCAUGAAAAUUGGUCUGAAUGUUCACCUUGAUGAUAUCUAGAUAAAUUUGGAAACUGGGUCACGUGCCGUCAAAACUAGGUCAGUAGGUAUAAAAAUAGAAAAACCUUGUGACCUCUCUGGAGGCCAUGUUUUUUAUGAGAUCUUCAUGACAAUUAGUGAGAAUGUUCACCUUGAUGAUAUCUAGGUCAAGUUCAGAACUGAGUCACUGCCUUCAAAAACUAGGUCAUUAGGUCAAAUAAUAGAAAAACCUUGUGACCUCUCUAGAGACCUUAUUUUUCAAUGGAUCUUCAUGAAAAUUGGUCAGAAUUUUUAUCUUGAUGAUAUCUAGGUCAAGUUCAAAACUGGAUCACAUGAGCUCAAAACCUAGGUCACUAUGUCAAAUAAUAGAAAAAACAAUGUCAUACUCAGUUCAAAACUGGGUCAUGUGGGGACAGGUGAGCCAUUCAAGACCAUCAUGGUCCUCUUGUUUUGGCUUGUGAACAUGAUAGAGACCAAAUUUUGCAAUAAACUUUAAUCAAACUUAUACACAAGUUGUAUUCGCAUCAUAUCUCAGUUAUUUUCGAAAACUGGCCAGAUGCCAUCAUGGGUUCCAGAGUUAUGGGCCCUUAAAGGGCCAAAAUUUGCUUUUUGGCUUUUGUAGCCAUAUAGAGGCUUCAUUUGUGGUUUGAUUUGAUACAAACUUGCAAAAUAUCUUCAACAACAAUAAAUCUUGGAUUCCAUGAUGAAUCUGUCAGAUCCAAUCACAGGUUCUGGAGUUAUGGCCCCUAACUGACCCCUGAAAGAGCCAAAAUUUGUUAGUUUUUACCUUGUGAAUACGAUAGAAGUGACAUUUUAUAUUUGAUUUUAACCACACUUACACACAACUUAAGUCACAAUAAGAUCUCAGUUCCUUUCGAAAACCGGCAAGAUUCCUUCAUGGGUUCUAGAGUUACUGCCCCUGAAAGGGGUAAAAUUUUCUGUUUUGGCCCUUUCAGCCAUGUAGAGGUUUCAUUUAUGUUUGAUUUGAUACAAACUUGCACAGAAUGGUUAUCUUGAUGAUUUCUAGACCUGGAUCAAAAACUAGGUCAUCGGGUCAAAUCAAAGGAAAAGCUUGUUAACAACCUAGAGACCACAAUUAUGAUCCUAUCUUCUUGAAACUUGGUCAGAAUGUUUAUCUUGAUGAUUUCUAGGCCAAGUUCAAACUUGGUCCUAUGGGGUCAAAAACUAGGUCACCCGGUCAAAUCAGAGGAAAAGCUUGUUAACACUCUUGAGGCCACAUUUAUGACCCUAUCUUUAUGAAACUUGGUCAGAAUGUUUAUCUUGAUGAUUCCUAGGCCAAGAUCAAAACUGGGUAGUAUGGGGUCAAAAACUAGGUCACCCGGUGAAAUCAAAGGAAAAACUUGUUAACACUCUUGUUCAUUUGAUGUGCAUGAAACUUGGUCAGAAUGUUUUUCUGCAUGAAAUAUCUGAUGAACUUUUAAUUGGGUCAUGUUGGGUCAAAAACUAGGUCACCAGGUCAAAUCAAAGAAUAAACUUGUUUACACCCUAGGGGGCGCAUUUUUGUGCCCCCCCCCCCCGAUGAGUGGUGGGGGCAUAUAGAUUUGGUCUUGUCCUUGCAUCCGUCCGUCUGUCUGUCCGUCCGAAGUUCGUGACACGCCUAGCUCAAAAAGUAUUUGAUAUAAAUUCAUGAAACCUUGCAUGAGUCUUUAUCAUGAUAUGAACUUGCGCACCUCCUAUUUUUCGUCUGGCUCCGCCCACUAUUUUUAGAGUUAUGGCCCCUGAAAUAGUCAAAAAUGCACAUUAUCACCUUGUGACACGCCUAGCUCAAAAACUAUUUGAUAUAGAUUCAUGAAACCUUGCAUGUGUAUUAAUCAUGAUAUGAACUUGCGCACCUCCUAUUUUUCAUUUUGGUCCGCCCCCUAUUUUCAGAGUUAUGGCCCCUGAAAUAGUCAAAAAUGCACAUUUUCACCUUGUGACACGCCUAGCUCAAAAAGUAUUUCAUAUAAAUUCAUGAAACCUUGCAUGAGUCUUUAUCAUGAUAUGAACUUGCGCACCUCCUAUUUUUCAUCUGGCUCCGCCCACUAUUUUUAGAGUUAUGGCCCCUGAAAUAGUCAAAAAUGCAUUUUUUCACCUUGUGACACGCCUAGCUCAAAAAGUAUUUGAUAUAGAUUCAUGAAACCUUGCAUGUAUAUUAAUCAUGAUAUGAACUUGCGCACCUCCUAUUUUUCAUUUGGGUCCGCCCCCUAUUUUCAGAGUUAUGGCCCCUGAAAUAGUCAAAAAUGCACAUUUUCACCUUGUGACACGCCUAGCUCAAAAAGUAUUUCAUAUAAAUUGAUGAAACCUUGCAUGAGUCUAUAUCAUGAUAUGAACUUGUGCACCUCCUAUUUUUCAUCUGGCUCCACCCCCUAUUUUUUGAGUUAUGGCCCCUGAAAUAGUCAAAAAUGCACAUUUUCACCUUGUAACGCACCUAGCUGAAAAAGUAUUUGAUAUAGAUUCAUGAAACCUUGCAUGUGUAUUAAUCAUGGUAAGAACUUGCACACCUCCUAUUUUUCUUUGGGUCUGCCUCCUAUUUUUUGAGUUAUGGCCCCUGAAAUAGUCAAAAAUGCACAUUUUGACACUCCUAGCUAAAAAAGUAUUUCAUAUAAAUUGAUGAAACCUUGCACGAGUCUAUAUCAAGAUAUGAACUUGCGUACCUCCUAUUUUUCGUCUGGCUAUGCCCCCUAUUUUUAGAGUUAUGGCCCCUGAAAUAGUCAAAAAUGCACAUUUUCACCUUGUGACGCGCCUAGCUCAAAAAGUAUUUAAUAUAAAUGGUUGAAAACUUGCAUAAGUCUUUAUCAUGAUAUAAACUUGCACACCUCUAAUUUUUUGGCUGGUUCCACACCUAUUUUUAAAGUUAUGGCCCCUGAAAUAGUUAAAAAAAUGCACUUUUUCACCUAAUUAUGUGCCUAACUCAAAAAGUAUUAGAUGUAAAUUCAGGAAACCUUGCAGGAGUCUUUAUCAUGAUGUGGCCUUGCACUCUUGUCAUUCUUCUUGAGAAUCUUACUCUUAUUACAGAGUUGUGGCCCUUGAAAUAGCCAGAAUAGUGGAUUUUUUGUUUGUGAUGCGCAUAGCUCAAAAAGUAAAGUGCCUAGAAUAAUGAACCCUUUUCAUAAAAUAAUUGUUGAGGCUAUACCCCAUUAAGACUGCAAACAUUUGAAUUAUUGCCCCUUAUUUGUGACUAAUGUACCAGUGGGGGGCACACCCUGUGUCCUACAGACACAUUCUAGUUUAUUCUAUCUUCAUAAAACUUGGUCAGAAUGUUUUCAUGAAGUCUUGGAUGAUUUCAAAUCUGGGUCACGGGGAUCAAAAACUAGGUCAGAUUAAAGGAAAAUCUUGUAUACACUCUAGAGGCCACAAUUUGGCUCCAAUCUUCCCGAUACUUUGUCAGAAUGUUUGUUUUCAUGAAAUUUUGGACAGGUUUGAAUCUGGGUCAUGUGGGGUAAAAAAAACUAGGUCACUAGGUCAGAUCAAAGAAAAUGCUUAUGUACACUAAAGAGGCCACGUUUUUUUGGUCCAAUCUUAUUGAAAAUUGGUCAGAAUAUUUGUGUCCAUGAAAUCACUAGGUAAAACAUGUUUACACUGUUAUGGUGUGUUACUCAGGUGAGCGACCUAGGGUGAUCUUGGUCCUCUUGUUAUUUACCUUCAGACAAUCUUUUGUGUGAUAUUUACUGGUUUAAAAAUGAAUAUGAAAAUAUCUCCACUUGAGAAUGUUUUGUAAAAAAAGGUGUUUAGUUGUUUUUAGCAUAAAACUGCAUUUGUUAAUUGUGGAUUUAUCUCUGUUGAAGAGAACAUAUGAUUGAUAAACAACAAUUGGAUAAGUUGAAUAAAGAAAGAAUCAAAAUUUA
This is a messenger RNA of Mercenaria mercenaria, 13503 nucleotides long. RefSeq names its product TLC domain-containing protein 4-like. The transcript has 7 exons. Gene Ontology annotation, biological process: lipid homeostasis. Lineage: Eukaryota; Metazoa; Mollusca; Bivalvia; Venerida; Veneridae. Gene Ontology annotation, cellular component: endoplasmic reticulum; membrane. Bases 271 to 1059 code for a protein of 262 amino acids. The record is from RefSeq and is a predicted model, not a curated record.